Chenopodium quinoa (quinoa) is the source of this 1147-nucleotide messenger RNA. Its product is annotated as pleckstrin homology domain-containing protein 1-like. The record is from RefSeq and is a predicted model, not a curated record. The transcript has a single exon. Lineage: Eukaryota; Viridiplantae; Streptophyta; Magnoliopsida; Caryophyllales; Amaranthaceae. The coding region runs from base 606 to 1037 and encodes 143 amino acids.
AUUAAGGAGGGACCCACCCCUUACCCCUAAAAAAAAAGUCCAGCCCUAGCGGCCCACACACCUAGUGGACCAGGCCCGUGCUGGAUCAAUUAUGUGCAUUAAACCAUAAACCAUAGAAAUCCAAAUAAAAAAAUAUACAUCCAAUACAUAUGAUUAUACAUGAUUAUACAUAAGUCACUCGUAAAAUCUACCCUCUUUUUUUAAAUGUUCGUAUCUAAAUCAAACUCAUAAAUUAUUUUAUCUUAAAAUCUAAUUAUAUACGGCAUCUUAAAUCAAUCAAAAUUCUAUGGGAUUAAAUUACGAUAUGGUAUGCUUAUGUGACAUUCUACAUGCAUUAUAUAUAUGGAUCGCAUUGAUUCUCCCCUUCAACCCAAAGCAUUGGUUUCUAUUAUUCUCCCCGGUAAAAACGAAUCCCUAAACAAAAGCCAAAAAACGACGUCGUAUGUAAUCACGUGACCGACACAACACACCAAAACCUUCUCCUCCUUUCAAUAACACCUUCAUCAAUCUUUCCAACCAAAAAGCAAAAGCCCCUGAAACAACUCUCUCUCUCUCUUCUUUCUCUCUCCUCAAUCAUCUGAAACUAACCUCGAACAAAUCAAUCAAUGGAUACCAUAUUGAGAGCUUUAGGGUCGGGCCCAAACCCGGAAGACUACAUGGGCCUAGAAUUCUGGGCCGAGCCAGAACGGGUCGGGUGGCUCAACAAACAAGGCGAGUACAUCAAAACCUGGAGACGGCGUUGGUUCGUCCUCAAACAAGGGAAGCUCUUGUGGUUCAAAGAAUCAACCGUCACCCGCACCUCUGUUCCACGUGGCGUUAUCGAAGUGGGCCGUUGCCUGACCGUGAAAGGUGCCGAGGAUACGCUAAAUAAACCCUUUUCGUUUGAGAUCGCAACCUCGGACGGUUGUACGAUGUACUUCAUUGCAGAUUCUGAUAAAGAGAAGGAAGAAUGGAUUAAUUCUAUUGGUCGAUGUAUUGUUCAGCACUCUAGAUCUGUCACUGAUUCCGAGGUCGUUGACUAUGAUUCUCGUCGUUAAUUUUCUUUCAUUAUUUGUAAAUUUUUUUUUUUUAAUUACUCUUACUUUAAUAAUAAUGAUAUUUUUAUUAUUGAGUAUGCCUUUGGAUUGAUUGAUUGUGGUUUAAUUUU